Messenger RNA from Cinara cedri, 18070 nucleotides. Lineage: Eukaryota; Metazoa; Arthropoda; Insecta; Hemiptera; Aphididae. The record is from the annotation of a GenBank genome assembly.
GCGCCGUUGAAACGCACUCGUUUAGUAGGCGUGUUUGCUUGGCGUAAUUUUGUUCGAUAAUUGACAAUCGCAGGCGCCUUCUACACCCGUUAUGAUAACAUUCUGGUCUAUCGUUUCCCCGCCGUAGUCGUGAAUUAUUUUUCUCAUCGUAGUUUAACCCAGCGGUGUACGCGCAGUGCGUACGUUCGCGCGACCGAGCCCAGUCGUCUCCGUAUAACAUUGUGCGCCGCGCGCACUCCGCGAAUCGACAUUAAUAUACCGAAUACCCUCUUUUGCUCUUUUGUCCGUGUGGCCGUGUAAUCGGUACCGAUAUCGACGACGGUGCUCCGUUGAAGACCGUCCGAAGUCCGACUCACGUCGAUCCGCGUUUGACGCGUUCACGAGUUACAAGUGGACAAUAACAGAAUAAGACGAUAUUGUUAUUGCGUGUUCAGUCGCCCGUAAGUACACAACGCAAUAUAAUUUAGCGGAAUCCAAUGUGUGCGUAACCCGAAAUCACUAUCGAGUGUACGUGAUGUGACUAAAGAAGACUCAGUACCUAACUCUGGUACAUUGACGGAGAUCCUGGCAAAUUAGAAGGGGAGGGGGGAGGUAAAUAUUUUGUAGCGUACAAAGCAACAGGGGUUAAGCCCCCAUACAAAAAUACAAAGGUAACAGAAAUACCGCAUACCAACCUAAUAAUUUAUUACAAAUAUAAUACAUUUAUCUAUAAAAAUAAAAAAAAGUCGGGUUAGUAACACCGCUUAUAACUCAAGAACACGGCCGACCGAAUAAAAUAAUAACUAUUAAAAUUUCGGAAAGAUUCAUUAAAAAAAAAAAAAAAAAAAAAUCGUACUAAGAUAAUGGUGAUGGGUGCAGCCACUGUAUAGGUAAUUUAAUGUAUAUCUGUAAGCAACGAUAAACCACUGCUAACGAAAAAAAGGUUCUCAGCGCAGUUCAAUUGAUAGUGAUGCUUUAUCAAUAAUAUAAAUAUAUAUGUUAUAUUAUGGUAAAAUACCUAAUCAAAUAGGCAUUGUGCAUUUUCUUUAAUAAUAUUUGUUUAAUAUUGUACCGAUUUUCCCGUUUUUCUAGUUUUUCCACGUUUUCCACUGGUAAAAUCGAAAAAUGACUUCUUAAAGUACCUCCCCAGUCAGAUUUCCUUUUAGAAAAAGUGCUAUCAUUGUAAAUCAGAGCAAAAUUGCUGGUAGAGAAGUUGUUGACAGAAAAAUAAUAUCGUAAUAUUUUUUUUACUAAUACCAACAUUUCGUACAUUUGGUACAUUUUACGUUUUUUAAGCAUUUUUUCCCAGUUUUUUCCAGAUAUUAUGAAAGUCGCUUGAAAAAUCAAAAAAAAUGAUCUCUCUAAAUUACCAUUGAGUUAAAAUUUUCUCUCAGAAAAUAAGCUACACUUGAUACAUCGGAGCAAUAUUUCUGGUAGAAAAGUUUGCACAAAAAAUCGAGGGGUAUUUUGCGAAUAAAAUAGGGAACAAUGGCUUCAGUCUCUAAGUACAUCCAAAACGGAUUUGUUUUUCUCUUGUUUAAGUAAAAGAGAAAAAAAUGCGAAACAUUUUUUCGACACAAUGGUUUGAACUCGGAACCUCUAGGAUAAUAAUAAGUAUAAAUAACCAUUAGAUCGUGACAAGAUAUGCUCUAAAGACAAUAUAGAGUUAUUUAACAUAACAUAUAAUAUCAACAUAAUAUCAGAACUUCAAAAAGCUAUUAUUUCGAAACUUAAUCAGUCCAUUUUCCAUUUAAUUCUGACUUUACCAUCGUUCUAAAAUCGGCCAUAUAUCUACAUGUGUUCAAAAAAAAAAAAAUUAGUUUUGUUUUAAAUAAUUUUUGACUCAAACGAUUUUUAUUAAAAUUCCCAUAUAAAAAAAAGACUACAUUAAACACUAUUUAUUUAUUUAUUUUUUUUUUUUUUUUGACAACAAUGUAAGACUCUUGUUAAAUUUUCAAGCAUUUUUUAAAAUUUUACCUACCGAAUAAAUACUACGUACAAAACUCUCAAAAUUAAAAUAUCUAUAAAUACCUCAAUCACGGCUUAAAUUUUUUGAACAUUUUACCACGUUUAGUGGUAAAUGCUUAUGCUCUUAUACCUAUAACCUUUCGCAAAUAAUAUAAAAGAAGCAGGUACUUAUGACAUGUUUUAUGUUUGUUUAGCUGUCGGUUAUACGUAUUUACUUAUCGUAUAUACUGAUCAAUUACGCAGUAUUAUAGAAGCGGAACGAUGGCAACCACGGAGGCCACGGCAACAUUGAAUCCCGUCGGAGUAGGAGUUGAUUACAGCAGCAGUUACUGCAGUAAAGAUCCGCUCGACAUCGAGGCGAGUCGUAAUAUUCUACCAAUAAUAAUAAUUAUUCAUAAUAUAGUGAUGCAUACGACUGACAUCUGAUACAGUGAUAUUGCACACUGCAGGUAUUUCAGUAUUUGAUAACAACCACGGACUGAUCUCGGCAUGACGAUAGGCGUAUUACAGGGGGCCGAUCCACAAAAGUUUCCUCUGACAUCACACCUAGUGUUGCGUGAAACAAUUUCAAUUUAAAUUAAAAAGAAAAUUUUAAAAAGUCAGGUCUUUUGAAAAAUGUUUCAAAUAAAGUACUAUCAGUUGAAAAAUGUUAGAGGUUUUAUGUGAAAUAAGUCGGACCAUUUUCUAAUCGAAAAAUUAUCCAUACUAACUGCCUCGACAACGGCCUAUAUAGGUGACGCGGAGACCGGCAACCAGUUCACAUGUAUAUAUUUAAAAACUGUUAUUUAGAAAAUAUACGUAAUAAAUAAAUAUUAAGAAUAGUUUCCCGGGAUCAUAAAAAAAAAAAAAAAAUGCAUACUGAAUUAUUGCAUUACUGGUCUAAGUAUUAUCACAAGAUAAGUAUAGGUGUUAUGCCUAUAUAUUAAUAAAUUUUAAAACAAAUUUAAUUUGGAAAUCACGACUCGCGUAUUAAAUUAUUAUUGUUUGUAAACGUUUUUUGAAGUUCGAAUUUUAGCGAAAUUGAUUGAGUUUUUCAAUACAUUCUCAGGAGCUGCUCCGGUUGAACCCUAAACCGUUGGCCGGCUGCCAGUGGACGACUGUGCCCGCAGCGGUCGAGACCCGUGCUAACAACGGUCUAGACGACGUGGGAACUGACGAAACUGAACCGACGGCCGCUGCAGGAUCCGGACUAGCCCGAGCCCGAGCCACAGUCAAGCCGUCUAUCGUCACAAUCAAGGACCGCGAACACUACAAGCGCAAUUCGUCGUACGCCGAGGUAUUUCAUCCAGUGAUUCGAUGGAAUGAUAUUUCAAUACAUAAAAAAAAAAAAAAAUCACACAUUUAUAAAACAUGAUUAAUAAUAUUCGGCUCAGAAUUAUUUUUGUUAUGGUUUAUUGUUGUGUACAGGUAGUAAUUAAAUUACUUUAUACAUCCUGAUCCUCUCUUAUAAUAUCUUUUCAACAACAGUGGCAAACCUAUCGCAGCAGUAUCAGCUUUUUUUUAAAUUUCGAGCGUAGCGAGGGAGCUAUUGGUUUUACAAAGGUGUUUUUUUUUCUUUUUCUUUGUUCUUUGUUCUAGUCUGUGGACACGGUUUUUCCUAGUAAAAUUGCUCCAGUUUUUAUGUGUAGCAACUUUUCUGAAAGCUGAAGUUGUCUAGAUGGUAUUUUAAAGAGAUCAUUUAAGUGGAAAAACGUAUAAUUUCACGAUUUUAUUAUUUUAUAAAAACACGGACAACGUUUUUACAAGAAAAAAUGAUUUAAUCAAAAAAUAACAAAUCACGUUUUUUUUUGCAUUUUUGAUUUACUUUCUUGCAGUAUUAUUACCAAAACUUUUGAGCUUUAAGGAGUUUUAAUUUUUGGGAGUUUGUUUGCUGUAAUUUGGUUAUAAAUACACGUAGAGACUUGAAACUUAAUAAUAAUAGUUAUAUUGGACUUACCUAGACGUGGUAAAAUUUCCAAAAUCAUUGAACAACUUUUUUUUUAAUAAGUGUUUUAAAAUCAAAUUCUUGCGAAAAUCGUAAAAAAAAUGACGGCACUUCAAAUUAUGUAUUACCGAACUACAUUCGUAAUUGUCUUUAGUCAGCAAUAGUUUAUAGUUACUUACAGAUAUAAAUGAAAUAACCUUAUGUAUCCUACCUUCCCAACUUCCCACCUACAACAAUAGCUGUACCCAGGUGCGAAGUAUGUCUGUCAUUUUUAAAAUUAAAAUUAAAUGGAAAUUUUUUAUACCUACCCAACGAAUUUUUACCAGGCAACCUAAACUAACUAGCAUAUAAUGUUAUACAAAAUUGGCAUUUAAAUUCUUUGAAAAUUGAAUUUCAUUCGUAUUUUUUAAAUUUGUACAAGAAGUAAACGGAAAAUAUAAUUCAUGGGUUCUACACCUACUGUUCGUAUUUAAGUAACUAUCAUGGUUUUUGUUAUCAGCCCGAAUAUAUCACAUAAUAUGUGAUGACAUCACCCAACAUUGCUAUUGACACAAUGGUAUACCAAUACGAUAAUUAUAUUUUGUAAAAUAAUUUUCGUUAUAUCCGCAGGAUACCAAGGACGCCGUGAAAGGAUGUGCUGGCGGUUUGUGGAACCAGUGGUGGACGGAUAUCAAGCCCAGCACUCUGCGAGGUGGCGAGCGGGCGGCGGUGAGGGAGGCUCGUCGUUGCCUUAAGUGCGCUCACGCUCCGUGUCAGUUAUCGUGUCCAACGUCCAUCGAUGUCAAAGCGUUUAUCACGAGCAUCGCCAACCAGGUACCAUAUUAUAUUUAGUGGUUAUUAGCGGUAUAAGCUGAUAUCGUGUAUCGGCCGAUAUUAAGAAAGUUAAAAUAUCGGAUUUAUUUCAAAACUGAUACUUCACCGAUAGUUUCAGUAAAAAAAAAAAAUAAUAAAAAAAAAAGAGUAUAACAGACUAGAUCAAUGGUUCUCAGCCUAUAUUGAUUUAUGUCACCCUUAUCGACAACAACCGACUUUGAAAUUAUAAGACAUUCAAGGAACGGUAUCAUUGAAAAGUGAGUGAUGGGGAGGGAAUAUUACGUUGCUCGGAUGGCGUGAGCAGUUAUUUGACAGCGAUGGCAAUAAUACGAUUUUAUUCUAAAAAAUUAAGUUUUCUUAUUAUUUUACCCGGUGAUUUCCUGAUCUCUGAACUACUAAAUGUCACCCUAAGGUGACAUUUCAACCCGGUUGAGAACCACUGGACUAAUGAAUAAUGGACGUACUACUGUACUAUUAGUAGUACCUAUCAUUUUCAAAUGUUUCAUAUAGCUUUUAUGUUAUUAUAGUAUGUACUAAGUAUAUAAAGAUGUUUACAUUGUAUACGAUCUGUCCCGCCUGGCUUUAUCCGUACCAUUCUUGGACGAAUCAAAAGUAGGUAGAAAGUGGGCAAUCCUAAAAUGCUAAAGUUGCUAAAGAAUAAAUAAAUCGGAAAAAAGUAAAAUGUAUAAAUUAAGUAAAAAUAUUAUUUCAACUGAAUAAUUUAUUUCACCAAUUUAAAUUGCAAAUUACAAUAACCUUACGUUCUUCAGUGCGAAAAAAAAAUAAAUCAAAUCAAACGUCUUUUAUCACUAUCCAAUUUAACUGGAGGUGAAAAAAGAAAAAUCAAGAAAAACAUGAAAAUUUACGAAAUUUAUUAUUUUAAAGUCAUAAAAUAUUAUGGUUUUUCAAAACAUGUAUAACCGAACUCCGCUCAAAAUAGUUUUUCGUUAGCAAAGAUUAAUAGCUGUGUACAGAUAUACAUUGAGUUCCCGUAUGUAUCCUACCUUUCUAACUUCGCACCUACCUCAGUAGUCUCACCCAUCAUGCGAAGUAUGUCUGUAUCUUUUUUAAGGUCAUGGCAUAUAAAUUAUGUCAAGUGGACAUCCCCCUAGAUACCUUAGCUAUCAGUGUUGAGACUUAUCUAGAUAAAUAUUUAAUUAUCUUUUAUUUUAUCUUAGAUAAUUAAUCAUUAACUAAUUAAUUAUUUAAGAUAAAAAAUUCAUCCAUCUAGAUAAAUUCGUCUCUAUACAAUUAUAUAUAUAUUUCAACUAUAUAUUUUCAUUGUCAAUUAAAUUUUUCGAUAAUUAUUUCUUUAAAUACUUUAAAUAUUAUAUUUAUAAAUAAUUUAUAUCACAUGUGUAUAAAUUAUAUAAUAUGUUAUACCAUAACAUCAAAUAAAGUGUUAUUUUAUUUAUUGUAUAGUAUAGGUAUACUAUGCAAUGUUCAUAGUAUAAAUGACAUUGCAUGUAUAUUAUCUAAUAACAAUAAUUAUAUAUCUACUAAUAUAAAUUUAAAUACAUACAGUUGUGAAGAUUCGUAACAAUUAAAAUAUACUGUGACGAGCCGUGUAAAAUAUUUUUUUUCUUUAUAUUUAUACAUAAUUUUGAAAAUGUUUGUUCAGUUUUACUUUAAUUAUUGAUUAAUAAUAAUGUCUGUUACUACCAUUAAUUUAAACAUAUAGCCGGUGUUAAACUAAUAUUGAAGUACUAAGUAGUAUCUAAGGUGUACUCUCAAAAAGUUGGACUUAAAAGUAGGUAUUAAAAAAAAUGUAUCUCUUUUUUAUCUAGAUAAAAAUGUAUUUAUCUUUAUCUAGAUUAUUUUGUAUCAUAUUAUCUUUAUUUUUAUCUAGAUAAAAAAGUACUUGUCUAAUCUCAAUACUGUUAGCUAUACAAUUCGGUUUAGGAUCCAAUGAUCCUAUACGAUUACAUAAAGCUAUAGCUUUUGUUCAUAAAUUAAUAAAUGGUAAACUAUCCUGUCCAGAAAUCCCAAAGAAGAUUAAUUUUAAAAUGUCAACUUUUAAUUCAAGAAAUAAUCGUCGUUUCUUAGUCGCUUUUUUCAUGCAAGACAUUAUUACAUAUUUAAUUUUGAUUUAUUUUGUAAUUCACAAUUUAAAUUGAAAAAAUAUAAUAAUGAAUAGUAGUUAAACUUAAUUGUAUUAAUUGUAUGCGUAUAUAUAUUGUUUCUUUUUUUCCCCUUUAUUUCUCUUUUUUUCUGUUUAAAUAUUUAGUAUCUAGAUCCAUGAUAUUGGAUUGGUUUAGUCUAUAAUCUUUUAUAUAUCUAUGUGGCUAUAUUCAUUUGGGAUGUUAAAACUUUAAAUAAAUUAAAUAAAUAAAUAAUUAAUAUUAUUUAAUGAUGUUUAUUAUUUUACGGAUUAUAAAAAAUUAAUUCGGGAAAAUAAUCAAUUCAGUCUCAACGGUUAGAACGUAGGUAGUGAAUUUUUAUUUGCUAUCAUUACCAUUAUUAUAUUUUCAAAUUUCUUGUUACAUAACUACGUUCUUCGAAGCAGUGAGCUAAAUGUACAUAUUUUAAGGAAGUAAAAAUUAAUCUAGUUUUACUUAUUCUGCGUAAGCAUUUUUUUUUGCAUAUUACUCGGUAAUUGGACUGAGACAGUAACGCGGGUAUAACGUCCUCUUAUCAUAAUAUACUAUGUUAUAAUUAUAUUUUAUUAUAAUAUGAAAUUAUGUGUAAUGUAUGGACUAUAGAGAUUUUCGUUUUUAAUAAUUUUAAACGUGAUUUGCACAGAACUAUUAUGGAGCCGCCAAGAUAAUUCUGUCCGACAAUCCAGUAGGCCUUUCUUGUGGUAUGGUGUGUCCAACGAGUGAAUUAUGCGCUGGCUCUUGCAAUCUAGCUGGUACAGACGGCGGUCCCAUCAACAUUGGAGGUCUGCAGCAGUUUUGUCUGGAAGUAAGUGACAUUUUUUUUUAUAAUUUGUUUACAUUGUAUAUCUACAUCACGUACAUUUAUAAUAUUCAUGUUAAGUUUUAGAUUCUGAGUGGAGUGAAGAAGCUUAUGUAUAGUUAUUAUAGUUUUACAAAGAUGUUUUUAUUUUCCGUGCGCCUUUUCUACCAGAAAAAUUGCUCCGAUUUUUAUGUAUAGCGCCUUUUCUGAAAGGGAAUCAGCGUGGAUAGGUACUUUAAGAAAGUCAUUUUUCGAUUUUUCCAGGAGUUUUCUCAAUAAAUGUGAAAAACUGAAAAAAAAAGAAGGAAAAUGGGAAAAUGUACGAAAUGUAGGUAUUAAUUAAAACAAUAUAUUACGGCCUUCUUUUUUUUUCCUGUUGUAGUAAUUCAAAAAUAAGGCGGGGAGUGCCUAGUUAUAUAAAACUGAUUCACACGUAUAAGUUAACUAUAAAUUUGAUUACCUUUCUUCUUCAGGCGGCAAAUUGAUCUGUUGAAUUUGAUAUAGGUGACCGUAGUAAAUAAAAAGAUUUCAAUAUAAUAACUGUUUCUAUUUUAUUAAUUUUUUAAAUAUAAAAUACUGUUCUAGGUUCCCGUGCUUUUGUAAGAAUCUCUGCGUAGUCUUUUACACUCGCUUGUGAUCAUCUGUCCAAAAGCAACGGGAACAAUACAUACACUGUGNAUUUGGUUAAUACUAACAACUUAAUCUAAUAAUUAAUGGCUACAAAUUAUUAUAAUUAUUUUACAAUAUUGAUUAUAUAAUUUAUUUUAAUUAUAUAUGAUAGCUUAAGUAUUAUCUCCUUACGAUGAGUAAAUAUCGUACUAAAAUAUAUGUUAUUUGAUAAUAAAAAAGAAUGAAAUCGGAUGUAAAUGUUUUACUAUCAUUCCUGUUAUUAAUUGUUUGAUUUAUUAACAUUACAUAAUAUUUUAUUUUACGUAAUGUAUGAUAGCUUAAAUAGCAUAUCAUUACACUGUGAACAACUUUUCUACCAUCAAUGUUGCUCCAACAAUGUUAGCACUUUUUUCAAAAGGAAAUCUUACUGGGGACGUAAAAAGGUAUAUUUUUGAUUUUCCCAAGAGUUAUACCAGAAAAUGUAAAAAAAAAAAAACGGGAAAAAACAUGAGAAAAUCGAGAAAACGUAAUAUAAACGGGAAAAUCGGUACAAAAUUAAACAAAUAUUAUUAAAGAACAUAUAUAAUAUAAUGCCUAUUUAAUUACUUAACCAUAAUAUGACAUACAAUAUAUUGUUGACAAAGCAUCACUAUCGACUGAACUCCGCUCAGAAUCGUUUUUUUCGUUUGAAAUGAUUUAUCGUUGCUUACAGGUAUACAUUAAAUUACCUAUAACAGUGGCUGCACUCAUCCCCGUUAUCCUAGGACAUUUUUUGAAAACGGUUUGAAUUCGGUAGAUUUUUAACAUCCAGUUCAAAUUCACAGAUGUUUAUGGACAUGGCCGUGCCGCCCUCGUCGGUAUCUUCGGAUAACGCAGACGAUAGCAGUGAUGACACUGAAAGUGAAGAUCACCAAACUUUGAAAGCUCGAGGCCAAAGCAGAUUGGCUCCAAUAGCCGUGGUGGGCGCAGGCCCGGCAGGGUUGACUUGUGCUACGUAUUUAUCUCGACUCGGAUACAAGUGUAUCACUGUUUACGAGUCAGGAAGCCACGCAGGUGGCCUCAGGUAUAAAUCUGUCGUCUAGAUAGCUAUUCCAUUUUGAUCGGUAAAUUAUGGUUGGUGUGUAUACUGUGUUCUUAAAUUGUAUUAGUGCCUCGGAAAUACCAGAAUACCGGUUACCGUGGCGAGCAGUCCGUUGGGAAAUCGAUCAAAUGGUAGAGCACGGUCGCGGUAACGUUCGCUUAGAAUAUGGACGUCGGCUAUUUUCCGCCACCGCUGAUGACGGUAAAGCUGGUGACUUUACACUAAAGGUGUGUGUGUGUACAGUGUAUACUGAGUAUGCAUACAUAUUAAUUACUUUAGGUAACGUUUUAAUAAAAAUUGUUUUCACUUAUUCAAGGACUUAAUAGAACGUCCAGACGGAGCGAAAGCCGUAUUCGUGUCGGUCGGUUUGCCGGAGCCACAAAUCCCGACUGAACUUUUAAGUGAAAUUGACAUCGACGGAACGACUUCUGCAGAAAAAACAGGCGUGUAUACAUCCAAAUGGUUACUGCACCGGGCUUCGGGGUACUCCAAGCGACUGCCCACAAAUGCCGGUGCCAAAGAUCAAGGGGGUUGUGGCAGUGGUGGUUGCGCUUCUGGCUGUGGUAAAUCAGUAGCGACCCCUGUGCUGUUACCACCGGACUUCCGUGGAAAAACUGUAUUGGUUCUGGGCGCGGGUGACACGGCCAUGGAUUGUGCGACAGUCGCUCUCCGAUGUGGUGCCCGUCGUGUUCGUGUUGUUUUUCGACGUGGAACUCCAGACGUACGUGCUGUUCCGGAAGAAUUGGAAGGAGCGAUGCGUGAACGUUGUGAACUCGUACCGCAUGCGCAACCGGUUAAAUUUCUUUUCCAUAAAGUUACUAAUGGCGAGACUUACAACCGGAUCCGAGCUGUACAGUUCCGUCGAACAGAUGUGGACGACUUAGAUGCAUUGGAUUCCCAGGACGAAGACCAUUCGGCUGAAGACAUGUUCACUUUGCGCGCAGAUUGUGUCGUAUCAGCGUUUGGAUCGCGUCUACCACCGGAAGGUGAGUUCAAAAUGAUUAGUAAUACUUUAAGAUCAUAAUAUAAUUUCUAGACUUCACUGAUCAUCUUAUGAGUGUAUACUGCAUGUUUAGUGACAGGUGCGCUGGCACCUUACGCCCGUAUCGAUCCCCGAACCGGACGAGUAUGCAUCGAUGCUCAAACUGGGCGUUGUGAAUGGCAGACGAACGUGGAAGAUGUGGCCGAUAAUAAACAAGACCGACCACCCGUUUGGUGUGGUGGUGACGCUUCUAUUGUGAUAGGUUCUGGAGCCAACUCGUCACAGACCACAGUGGAGUCGGCUAACGACGGUAAAACGGCAGCGUAUCACAUACACGAAUACCUGCAGGUAAACAGUUAUCUCAGUGAUAUACAUAAUUAUAUUUAAUAUCAGUAACGAAUCCAGGGAGCAGAAGCGUAUAUAGGAUUUUAUUGAGGAGAGAUAUAUGAAAUAAUAUGUUUUAGAGCCUAAAUUUUUCCUAAAGCCAUCAUAGACUUUCGAAGUAUUAAGUAUUAAGAGACCUAAUGACAUUUCAAAACUUAUUAACUUAAUAAUAGUCCCCUAAAAAUGUUUAAAUACUUUGAAAGUUUCUAUCACACCCAAAAAUAAUCUUUCAUCAUAAAAUCAAAUUGGAGCAAUCUUUUGACUUUAGUUUCUCCCGUGUAGAGGUUUAAUAAAAAUUAAUACAGUAUUUAUAUUCUAAUAUUUUAUUUUAUUAAUUUAAAAAAUGAAUUCAAGUUUUCUAUUUCUAUACAUACAUGAAAAAUUCGCCUGGCUUGGCCUCAACUCCACUGUAACAAGAUAGUAAAGUUAACUCAUUCAGUCUAGUCUAUAAUUACAAACCGUGACAUACAAUAUUUACAAACAGUUUAAAUUAAUAUUUUUUUUGAAAACCCUAUUUUGAUUUUGUUGUUAUUAUUGUGUAAUGAUACUCACAGAAUAACAAAGUGAUUUAAUGUCGGUGUUUAAUAUUAUAUAUUUAACUGUUAAAAAUGUAAAAGUAGAUUAGUAUAUCACAUAACAGAUUACAAAAUGUGUUAUCUAUUGUAUGUGUGUUUAUACAUAAAAAAGGCACGGGAGGAGAUCUAUUUCUCAUAUCUCCCCUAUAAAUUCGCCACUGCCAGGGAGGGGGAUUUAUAUGAUGUUUAUUAUAUAAAUUAGUGCUUUUUAUGCAUUUUCAAAUCACUCUCCCCCCUCUGUCAUCUUGUCCUGGAUCCACCCUAUAGUUGAUUUAUUAAUAUACUAAUUGGCAUUCGAAGGAGAUGUACGGUUACCGGAGCACACGAAAUAGAAAACUGCCGGAUCCACGAAUAUUGUUACCCGGAUUCCGAACCGCAAUCGAUGAUGUGGAUUUGUCCGUCCGGAUGUGUGGUCUAAAAUUCUUAAAUCCGUUUGGGUUGGCUUCAGCUCCGCCUACUACUAGUGCUGCGAUGAUCCGUAGGGCGUUCCAGGCUGGAUGGGCGUUUGCUGUAACCAAAACAUUCGGACUGGAUAAAGAUCUGGUGACAAACGUGUCUCCGCGUAUCGUGGGACUUGGUAACCACAGUGUGGGAAAUAGAGUCAGAGGCGAUAUUGCCGCCGGAGACCCUGAUGUAGCCAAGAGCGCUUUUUUAAACAUAGAACUGAUUUCGGAAAAGAAAGCGGAAUACUGGUUGCGUUCUAUCGGAGAGUUGAAACGCGAUUUUCCACGACAUGUGAGUAAAACGUUACCAAUAAAAACAAUACCAACGUAACAUGAUAAACGAUUUUAUAGAUCCUAAUAGCGAGCAUUAUGUGUGCGUAUAGCGAAAGCGAUUGGACUUUAUUAACUCGUUUGACGUGUGACGCAGGGGCUGAUGCACUGGAAUUGAAUCUGAGCUGUCCUCAUGGAAUGGGUGAAUCCGGAAUGGGUUUAGCGUGCGGUCAGGUACGACAGCAGUCGCCACGUAUAUGGUGAACAAAUAAUAUUGGUAUAGCAUUCAUUUUGUUUAACCGUGUAUAGGAUCCUAUUUUGGUGGAGAAUAUUUCGCGAUGGGUCAAGCGUGCAGCGGUGAGGACGGUUAACGGGACUAAAACAUCAGUGCCCGUGUUCGUGAAAAUCACGCCUAACGUGACAGAUGUAGUGACAAUAGGUCGGGCUGCAGUACGUCUUGGCGGAGCCGACGGAGUUACGGCAGUGAACACGGUCUCCGUUCUGGGACCACUGUACGUGGCCGGUGAGAAAAACAGCUUACCGUGGCCGGGAGUAGGUAAUGCCUCUGAUACACAACGUCGUACCACGUACGGCGGUAUGUCGGGCACAGCAGUCCGUCCAAUCGGGCUUCGAGCGGUUUCGGCCUUAGCCCGUGCCCUAGGACCAGAAUCCGGUGGUGACGGAGGUCCACCAGUUCAAAUUAUGGCUACGGGUGGCGUGGACAGUGCCGCAGCCACACUACAAUACCUGUAUUGUGGUGCUAAAGUCGUGCAGGUAUAAAUAUUGCUAUACACACAAUAGUCACCCACCUAUAUACACCCAAAAAUUGAUGAAAUUAAUUAAUUAAUUAAUUAAUUCUAUAUUAUUAAAGUAAGUAUGGUAAAAAUAAAAUAAUAUCACCGGGUUAAUAUUUUUCACAUUUUGUUUACCGCGUCUAACUCCAUACAUUUCUGUCAUUAUUAUAUUUUAUUAUAACUAUAGUCACGGAAUUAGGUAUUAAUAUGACAUAUUGCACGCAGGUGUGCAGUGCUGUCCAGAACCAGGACUUUACCAUCGUCCAAGACUAUAUAACUGGGCUGAAGGCGUUGUUGUAUAUGAAUAGUCGGGGUGACAGUCAACAGCAUGAACGUCGUCGACCGACCGCUGCACUGGUUAAGGACACGAUCGACCUUUCCGAUGACUACGAUUUAGUGGCGUCGGAUGUCUCAGAGUAUAAUGGUAAUGAAAUGAGUGGCAAACCAAAGUUCGGCCCUUAUUUGCGGGAUCAGCGUUGUACCAAGGCAGUUAAGGUGGCAGCCGAGAUGCUUGAAAUGAUGGAGGGAACUACUAAUGCACCGUUGAAAAAUGUGAUGACAGUAGCAAAUGUUUCGACACCGAUAGGGGACGUCGACAAGGAUAUAGUGAAGAAGACUCCAACUAUAACGACGCCCAUAGAACGGGUCAUAGGGUGUGGAUUAAAAACAGUUGGCGCGUACAAAGUACUCGACCAGCGUGCCCAGGUCGUUGCUUUGGUUAAUGAGGUGAUUUUUCUUUUGCGGUUAGCAAAAUCUGGAAGCGGUAAACAUUGAAAAAUAUGUCUUCGAUAAAUUUAAAAUGGUUUUUUUUUUAACACAACUUUAAUUCGUGGAUUUCAGUUUAUUCGGCCCAGGUGAAGCUACUAAUAAUGUCCAAAAUUAGAAAAAAUAGAUAAAAAAAAACCUAUCUAUACGAAGUGUGUUCAAAAAGUUCCAAGACUGUUUGAAUUGCGCACUAACGGAGCGUCCAUGAGCAGUAGGAUUGAUAUCAAUGGAUUUUGUGACUUCUCCAGAGUAUAUCUGUUUUUGUAGAUUGUCUAUAAUCAUCUUUGUUUUGAUAUCAUCAAUGUUUUUGUAAAAUAUUUUUUUCGCGAUUGUCGAUUUUGUAAUAAAUCCAAAAGAAAAGCUUUUUUUGUAGGGGGAGAGGAUUUUUUCUUCCAUUUUGUUGACGGAAUCUUAUUUAGUGGAGAAGACUUUUGCCAACAAAUCGUAAUUUAAAAAUUGCAGUUAUGCCGAGUGAAAGUUUUUCUCGAGAAUGUGGAAGAAGGUCCAAGUUCAAGUUUCUCAGGAAUUUGUUUGUAUGGUUAAUGACAAUAACUUAUUGACAAUUUACCAUAAUAAUUAUUAUUAUCUUAAUCAUCAAAAUGAAAGAAAAUAUUCUCCAACCAACUCCCCCUACCCCAAAAUAAGCAUUUUUUUGGAUUUAUUACAAAGUUGACAAUUUUUGAACACACCUCGUAUAACAGACACAAUACCAAUACGUGUUUAUUUUUGGAGGAAAAUUCAACAAAAAGGGUAUUCAUUUUACAAACAUAUUAUAACUUAUACAAUAUUUAAAAAAAACAAAAACAUUUUGAUAGCAUUUCUGGAGAUUCGGGGUUAUAACUCUUAAUCCCUCUAUAUAUAUGAGAUAUGCCAUUGUUUGUGAGAAGGAGUCUUUUCCCAGUUUAGAUAGUCCUAUCUUUUAAUUUCUAAGUUCUACGCUUUCAGAUUUUUUUUUUUUAGGCAUCGCUCACAAAUCACAAUAAUAUUAUUUUAUUAAAUUACAGGACUCAUGCGUCAACUGUGGCAAAUGUUACAUGGCAUGCAACGAUUCGGGAUACCAAGCGAUCGCGAUGGAUCCAAAAACGCACGUAGUUCACGUCCAACCUGACUCGUGCACGGGUUGUACCUUAUGCCAGACCGUCUGCCCGAUUCCUGGUUGCAUUACGUACGUAAUAAUAAUUUAAUAAGCACUGUUAAUCACUAUUAGCAAUGACAAGGGUGACCGGAGGUUGAAAUUCAGAGGUGUGGGGAGACAGCCUUAAUUUGUAUUAAAGUACUAGCUGUCCCGCCCGUCAUUGUCUGUGCCAAUUUUUUUAUUAUUUGUUUUACCCAUAAUACUUUUCAGUAUUGACCGUAUCAGUAUUGAAUAAAAAAAACAUAGGUGGAAAGUGGGUAGUCAAAAUUUGGUGGACUAAAAGAUUUUCAUACCAAAAAUGUUCAUAUAUCAAAUUUUGGGGAGGAAGAGAUUUCAAAAGAAAUGAACACUAACAUAACCUAUCAGAGAGUAGGGACGUUUGACAGUGGAAGAUGGUGUUUACUGUAUUAAAAUCGUUACUUGCAAAUGGCACGGUGUUCUUUUUAUACCUUUAUGUACGUAUUUUCCAACAAUUUUUGUUAAUACAAAAUUAAUAACUCGACUGUUAAUUUAUAAGUAUUAUGUAUAAAAAUUAAUCGAAAUUUUGUUGGUGACGCACUGACGCCAUAACUUGAAUAGUAUCCAAAUUUUCAAUUUUUCUGGUAAAUUUACCAGGCAUUUUUUUUACUACAAAACUUUAUUUUUAUUUAUCAUCAAUUUACUUUUAUUAUGAAAAAAUAUGACAUCAAAACUGAACAUCAGUUAUUGAACUAUUUUUGUUCACUUACGGGUUAACUUGGAGAUAGGAAUAAAUUAAAAAUAAAAAAAGUAUUGAGAUUUUUAUACAAAAAAAAUCAUCCAAAUUUACGAAUUUUCAGGAAAUUUUCUAAAAAUGUUUUUUCAUAAAAACCCUGACUUGACAAUAACGAAUACAACAACAAAAAAAAAAAACAACCAAAUCGGUUUAUCCGUUUUCAAGUUAUGGCAUAACCAAAGGCAAUAGAGAUUCAUUUGUAUACAUAUAGAUUAUGUUUAUUUUUAAAAUUGUAUAAAUGUAUUAUAAUAUAAUAUUGCAUUUUACACUUAUAAUUAGUUGAACACAAAUUGCAAUUUUUUGCCCCAAUUCGUCAACAACUUUUUCUCUUAAAUUAAGUUUUUCGACUUGUUUCCUAUGUAAAAUUAACUUACAUAGUCCGGAUUAUUAUCCGGUUAUAAUCCGAUUUAUAUUGAUAUUUAAAUAUUUUGAUCAUUAAAUCACACUCUCCAGCUCCAGUUCAGCGAUUAGAUAACCGCAAGUUCAUCAGCUGUAUACAAAAAAUAUCCACAAAUGAUCGGCUAUACUUAGUGGUUCACACAUCAUUGUAUAAUAUGAUAAUGUAAUUAUUUUAACUUGCAGGAAACCUAGGGGGGAAUUGUCCCUCCUGUCACCCUCUUUGAGUGCCCUUGACCAGUAAUGUGGUAAACAUUUAUAAACAAUGAUGCAUAUCGUAAUGUGACAAUAUAAUAAUAAUAAUAAUAUAUUUAAGCAACCAUCCCACAUCCUUCAUAAAAUACCCCCUGUAUUUUUUUUUGUUAUCCACUUGGUUAAAUUACUUUUAGUGAAUUAAAAAGGAAAACAAAUAAGUAGGUAUCUCCAAGUAACUACGUUUGAUAAGCUUAUGAUGUCAAUUUUGCUAACUUUCCAGUCUAACUCUUCACCUUACGCCUAGUAGUAUGAAAAUUAGGCACCAAAUUGUAUUGUCAAUUAAUGCAAAUGGCCUGGCUAAAAUUUGCUAUUAGAAAUUUAAAUUGUAUCAAUUCAAUGGCUAAUAAUGUACCGUGUAUGGUCUCGUGAAAAAGCUUGUGAUUUCUUAAUUUACUCAUUUACUUAUUGAAAGUGUACUAUAGGUAAAUAGUAUUAGUUCAUUAAUUGAUAUUGAUAUUACUGAAGAUACCAAAUGCCAUUAAAACGUUAUUCUUAUUAACCUACACCUGCCCAACCUGCAAUUUCAAUUAUAACGUCUAGGUGUAUUGUAAACUCCAUAUCCAUGCAACUGAUUAUUUAUAAUAUCAACUGUUAUGGUGAUACGGAUAUUAAAUAUGUAAUGUUCAUGGUAGUAUUGUUAAUUAUUGACAUCGUAAUAGGGUAAUUAUCAAAUUAAUCGAAGUAAAAUUUUAAAAAACAGUACACAUAAAUUUUGCAUUACGGAUAGAGAACUCUGGACUACGUGAGAAGUUUGCCUGGUGUAUGAUAUUGGGUAAUUUAAUUUAUGCAAUCGAAAGCAACAAUAAAUCAUCAAAAUCAAAGAAUGAUUCUUAACAGAUUAGUAUUAGUAUAUUAUUAAUCGUUUAUUUUUUCAUAUACAAAGCAAUAUAGAAAACAUUAAAAAUAACAAAACUAAUGUAUCGACAUAUUUUGUAGCCAAUUUUUUUAAUUUUUCAGAAAAACUGUUAAAAAUCUAGAAAUUUGUCAAACAAUGUUAGUAUCACCGAUUGAAUAAUCACAUCUUUUCACAAUGCAAAUAAUUUUUAGCAAUUUUACUAACCCAAAAAGAGUUUUUCGAGAAAAAGAGUACACAUCUUGACAAAUUAGUAGCUUACUCGAUAUUACACCGAUAUACUAAAAUUUAGUAAUUUAAUACAAUAUGCAAAUAUUUGCGUGCAAAUUAAAAUAAAUAAUAAUUUAAAUCCAGUUUGUAUAAUAUUGAAUGAUGUUUAAAUUAUAUUUUAAUUUCGAAAGUGUUUAUAAGUAAAUAGCCUACCUCUACAUAUAAAUGUGUGUAGUUUAUAUUAAAUGAUGGUCUUCUUUUCGAAUAAAAUCAUACAGAAAUGUAAAGUUCAUGUUAUACCUACAUAAUUGCAGUUGAAUUUUAUUAAAAUAAUAAUUUAUUAUCUUUUCACAGUAUGGUUGAGAAGACGGUCCCGCAUGUGAUUAACCGCGGUCUGGGCCAACGGCAACAGUUGUCGACAUACGCGUGUCACGACGGGGUCUAAGGCAAACGUUGCUGAACAAUCUCAGAAAUAGAAAAGAUGGUACCGACUAAACAAAUAAACCCAGUUAGAAAUAUAACCCCAGUUACUGUAAAUAAUGAUAUAAUAAUAUUAUGAUUACUUUUAUGCAUAUACCAAUUAUAACAUGUGACGUAUAAAGAUAAUUUGUAUUAUUACUUAUAUAACUGCAUGUAUAUUCAUCAGAAUAAUAAUAUUAAGUGGACCGAGCUGAAUUUUGGUUCUGAGAGGGUUCUGUGCUAACUCUCUACAAGUAUUAGUCUUUAGAUAUUUUUGGUUUUAACAUGUCCUACUUUUGACGUACAAGAAAAGUAGCGCGAGUACUGUGUCACUUUACUGUUGGCCCACUACGGAGGAUAACACAGUAGCAUUUAAUAAGGUGAUAUAUCAUCGGCAUCUUGAAUACCGAGAAUUUGCAUAAUUGGAUUUUUAACUUCUCCAUUCUUCAUUACAACCUUCAAAGUGUAAAAUGUCCAUUAGGGAUGGGCAUGAAAUCAGAAUAUCCGGGUUGUUUACCUAUUC